AUGCUUAAUCCAGGUGCUACUCUUCCUGUAGUCAUUGACAAGAUGGUCUCAAAAUUCCACGGUCGCCUCCGGCAAUGGUGGAUCAGUCUUGGACAGUACCGACAAAUGCAAAUACGUCAGUCACCAUCAGUAAAUGCUCUAAUUGGUCACAUCCACAAUGAAUUUCUUGGUACAUGGGAUCACUACACCGUCCAGGCAAGAGAAGAAUAUCUGAAUAUGAGAUGUUCUUACAAGAGGAAGGAUUUGGAGAGACAUUAUGAAAGAAUGUCUACGAGAUUCUACGCUCUAAAUGGGGUAGAUGAUGUCAGUCUCAAGCAAGCCUACUUGAACUCGCUUCCAGAACCACUUGGAAAUGAGACUUCAAGGGUUUUGUCACUCAAUAAUAUGGCCCUUAACCAAGUAUCAUUGGGAGAGAUAUACCAGAUGUCGCUUGCAGCCUUGAAGAAAUUAUGCAACCAUCAAAAGUUCUUCAAAUAG
Arabis nemorensis is the source of this 477-nucleotide messenger RNA. The record is from the annotation of a GenBank genome assembly. NCBI's taxonomy places the organism in Eukaryota, Viridiplantae, Streptophyta, Magnoliopsida, Brassicales, Brassicaceae.